AUGGUACAAUUUGCUCAAGAACACAAACUGAAAAUAACCAACACCGUCUUCAGUAAAAAUCAAAAUCAAAGAUGGACUUGGCGCUCGCCAGGUGGCAGGACGAAAAACGAAAUAGAUUACAUUCUAAUGGAGGAACAAAACAUAAUAAAGAACGUACAAAGACAAAUUCAAAUAAGAACUACAGAAGCAACUACAUCAAGCAAAUGUCAAUACAAAACAAAACACUCAAGAAAUGUAAAUGCACUAGAAAAAUGCAUAUACCAAGCUCACAAGGACACAAGCAAAGACGAGCAAAUGAAUAAAAGUAGAAGCAAAUUAAGUCAGAACAGGAAUAAAGAAGAAUACGCAAAACAAGACAAAAUAACGAAAAGGGAAAUACGGAAAGAUAUCCCCAAGCACCGAUCAGCAAUAACGAGACAAACACUAGAAACAAACAAAUCAAUUAAAAAAGCGAGGAUAAGCGCCCAGAGAGGAAAAAAAUGGAUACUAGGAACGAAGAAUCAGGGGGGAGAACAUUUAAACACAAAAGAGGAUACAAACAAAUCAGCAACGGAAUUCUACAAAGCAAUACACACGAGUUCUCUACCAAACAAAGCCACAGACCGAAACCCUGACGAUCCAGACCCAAACACCACUGAAAUAAUACCCACUAUCAUACACAGCGAGGUUAGAACAACCAUCACUGAAUUGAAAAAUAGAUAG
This is a messenger RNA of Schistocerca piceifrons (Central American locust), 702 nucleotides long. RefSeq lists its product as uncharacterized. Lineage: Eukaryota; Metazoa; Arthropoda; Insecta; Orthoptera; Acrididae. The record is from RefSeq and is a predicted model, not a curated record. The transcript is spliced from 3 exons. The coding region runs from base 1 to 702 and encodes 233 amino acids.